Molecule: messenger RNA, 2268 nt
Organism: Aspergillus homomorphus CBS 101889
Lineage: Eukaryota; Fungi; Ascomycota; Eurotiomycetes; Eurotiales; Aspergillaceae
Gene: exg2
Product: putative exo-beta-1,3-glucanase
Exons: 3
Coding region: 1-2268 (755 amino acids)
Biological process (GO): glucan catabolic process
Cellular component (GO): extracellular region; cell surface
Molecular function (GO): beta-glucosidase activity
Source: RefSeq, a predicted model, not a curated record
AUGACCUUCACGGACUCCGAGCGGGCAGCAGCGGUAGGUCAUGACGGGUCGCACGACGAGCAUGAAGGCGUUACGGCUGCGGACCUGGCAGCCGAGCCUCGAUCGCGAGCGCACUCGCAGACAAGGGAGGCGGGUCCUCCUUCCUCUUUUGCGUUCUGGAAACGCAGGCCCGAUCCUCAAGGCGUUGAACGACCCGAUCGAGAGACGCGUCGACAGCGACGGAGGGAGAGGCUGGCUGCUGCCUUUGGGCGGCACGGCACCAGUAACCGGGACAGUGCGGCGCAGGAGUUACUUAGCGGGGAUGCGUUGGCGAAGCUGCUGGGUUCCACGGCUGGUGAUGAGGAUUGCUUGAGUCAUCUUGGCGGUGGGGAGCGGGAGGAUGAAGCGGGAUAUGGUGACGCGGGAGGAGAGCACAGGCAGCGGAAGAGGCCUGUUAUUGCUGCGCAGCCGGUCGCUCUGGCGCCGUUUCCUGUGGAUAUGCCGAGGGACCAGGCGCGGGGGAGGAUUGUGUCGGGGGCGCAGUUGGAGCAGGGGGAUGCGGCGGUUAGGCAUCGCGGUGGUGGUGGGGAGGCUACGGAGGCGAUGUUGCGGAAGGAGGAGAAUUGGGAGCGCAGUAGUGGGUCGGGCUCGUCUGGUCGCGGCAGUGUUGCUAACUUGCCUUUUUGGAAGAAGUGGAGGGGCACCUUCAUUUUCUUUGUCGUGUUGUUGGUUAUGGCUGCUAUUGCUAUACCGGUGGGCAUCAUUAUGGCGCGCAGAGCGGAUAGCGGUGGGGGUCCCGCUGAUGCGGACAAAGAUAAGCCCGCUAAUUCCAAUUUGGAUGGGAUUAGUCGGGAUAGUAUACCGGCGUACGCCCAAGGGACCUACCUCGAUCCGUUCACCUGGUAUGAUACUACUGAUUUUAACGUUACCUUCACGAAUGCGACCGUGGGAGGGCUGUCGAUCAUGGGUCUGAACUCGACCUGGGAUGAUACGGCCCGAGCCAACGAGCACGUUCCACCCUUGAAUGAGACCUUUCCAUAUGGUUCGCAGCCUAUUCGAGGGGUGAACCUCGGAGGCUGGCUCUCCAUCGAGCCAUUCAUUGUUCCCUCUCUCUUCAACUCCUAUACGACUGCCGACGGUAUCAUCGAUGAGUGGACCUUAAGCGAGCGUCUGGGCAGUGAUGCCAACUCGACCAUCGAGAAACACUACGCAACGUUCACCACAGAGCAAGACUUCAUCGACAUCCGAGACGCCGGGCUCGACCACGUGCGCCUCCAGUACUCGUACUGGGCAGUCCGCACCUACGACGGCGAUCCGUACGUGCCCAAAAUCGCGUGGAGGUACCUGCUCCGCGCGAUCGAGUAUUGUCGCAAGUACGGACUGCGCGUGAACCUCGAUCCGCACGGGAUCCCGGGGAGCCAGAAUGGCUGGAACCACAGCGGUCACCAAGGCAAGAUCGGGUGGCUGAACGGCACGGACGGGGCGCUGAACCGGCAACGGUCGCUCGACAUGCACAACCAGCUGUCGCAAUUCUUCGCACAGGACCGCUACAAGAACGUGGUUACGAUCUACGGGCUGGCGAACGAGCCGCUCAUGCUGUCCCUCCCCGUGGCGGAUGUGCUGAACUGGACUACGCAGGCGACCGAAUUGGUGCAGAAGAACGGCAUCAAGGCGUGGGUAACUGUGCAUGAUGGGUUUUUGAAUUUGAGCAAAUGGAACAAGAUGCUCAAGACACGGCCCGACCACAUGAUGCUGGAUACCCACCAGUACACCGUGUUCAAUACCGGCGAGAUCGUGCUCAACCACACCAGACGCGUCGAAUUGAUUUGCGAGAGCUGGUACAGCAUGAUCCAAGCGAUCAAUGUCACCAGUACCGGAUGGGGCCCUACCAUCUGCGGCGAAUGGUCACAAGCAGACACCGACUGCGCGCAAUACGUUAACAACGUCGGCAAUGGCAAUCGGUGGGAGGGCACGCUCGCCUCUACCGGCACCACCAUGUACUGCCCCACCGCCGACGAGGGAACCUGCUCCUGUACCCUGGCCAAUACUUCGCCUGUGGGCUACUCCGACGGCUACAAGACCUUUCUGCAGACGUACGCUGAGGCGCAGAUGUCCGCGUUCGAGACGGCCAUGGGCUGGUUCUAUUGGACCUGGGCGACCGAGUCCGCGGCGCAGUGGAGCUAUCGGACGGCUUGGAAGAAUGGGUACAUGCCGAAGAAGGCUUAUAGUCCGAGGUUCAAGUGCGGAGAUGCCAUUCCCAGCUUUGGUGACUUGCCGGAGUAUUAUUGA